This is a messenger RNA of Vicia villosa (hairy vetch), 2258 nucleotides long. Its product is annotated as type I inositol polyphosphate 5-phosphatase 4-like. NCBI's taxonomy places the organism in Eukaryota, Viridiplantae, Streptophyta, Magnoliopsida, Fabales, Fabaceae. Gene Ontology annotation, molecular function: phosphatidylinositol-3,4,5-trisphosphate 5-phosphatase activity; phosphatidylinositol-4,5-bisphosphate 5-phosphatase activity; inositol-polyphosphate 5-phosphatase activity. The record is from RefSeq and is a predicted model, not a curated record. Gene Ontology annotation, biological process: phosphatidylinositol dephosphorylation. The coding region runs from base 261 to 1949 and encodes 562 amino acids. The transcript is spliced from 13 exons.
AUAAAGAUUAAAGACAAUGUUAUGUUGGGUUAUGUGAGUGGGUUACCAUUACCAAUGUAACCAUUGCACUCUGUCUCUUUUUGUGUUUCUUAACGAAGUCUUUGAAUUUGCAGAUAAAGGAAACCCCUCCAUACUGAACCAACCUUACCUCUCCUGCCUGCACUUUAUUCCCCUUCAAAUUCCCUGCUUUACCUCUGUACGACCCUUCUUUAUUACUCACAACAAGGGAUGAUAUUUUGAUAGAUUAACUUGUCUCAACAAUGAGAGAUGAGAAUUUGAAGAAAAGCAAGCUUUCAUGGCCAAAAACAUUGGUAAAAAAAUGGUUCAAUAUCAAGAGCAAAUCUGAGGACUUUCAAGCAGAUGAUAUCAUUUCUCAAGUUGUUGAUGAAGAGUAUAGAAGCAACUACUCAGAAAUGGAGGCAUGUUCUAUCAAGAAAAGCAAAACAGAGAGAUCAAGUAGAAGGUACAUAGAUAGAAUGCAAAGAGGUAAGAAUUACCUUGAUGAAGCUCAGGUUACCGAUGUAUGUAAUUAUAGAAUCUUUGUUGCUACUUGGAAUGUGGCAGGGAAGUCGCCUCCGAGUUAUUUAAGUCUCGAAGAUUGGCUUCACAUUUCUCCGCCUGCUGAUAUCUACGUUCUUGGGUUUCAAGAAAUUGUGCCUCUCAAUGCCGGUAAUGUUUUGGGAACAGAAGACAAUGGUCCUGCGAAAAAAUGGCUAGCCCUUAUAAGGAAGACACUGAACAACCUUCCGGGAACAAGUGGUGGAUACCAUACUCCAUCUCCUAUUCCCGCUCCUAUUGUGGAGCAAGAUGCUGAUUUUGAAGGAUCGAUGAGACAGAAGGCAACCUCGUUCUUCCAUCGGAGAUCCUUCCAAGCCAUGAGUCGUAGUAUGAGAAUGGAUAACGACAUGUCGCUCCCACAAUCUUGCCUUGAUCGACGUCUCAGUGUCUGUGAUAGGAUGAUAUCCGGUCACAGAACAAGUGACUAUGACACCAAUUGUCGAUGGGGAUCGUCAGAUGACGAAAAUGGAGGUGGCGACUCACCGAUUACAACAGAUUUUUCGCCAAUGUCAAAUGGAGGUUGUUUACCUAUGGAGGAGAGUGACAGACCGAUAGGAAACUCAAGAUACUGUUUGGUUGCUAGUAAGCAAAUGGUAGGUGUAUUUCUAACUGUUUGGGUGAAAAGUGAUAUUAGAGAUGAUGUUCGUAACAUGAAAGUGUCGUGCGUUGGAAGAGGAUUGAUGGGAUAUCUUGGAAACAAGGGUUCAAUUUCAAUUAGUAUGUCAUUGCGCGAAACAAGUUUUUGCUUCGUCUGUAGCCAUCUGACUUCCGGUCAAAGGGAUGGUGACGAGCUAAGAAGAAAUUCAGAUGUAAUGGAGAUUCUCCGAAAGACAAGGUUUCCGCAGGUCCAUGACACGAAUGAUGUGAAUUCUCCUCAGACAAUUCUUGAACACGACCGAAUAAUUUGGCUGGGGGAUUUAAAUUAUCGGAUAGCUCUUUCGUACCGAGGCGCAAAAGCUCUUGUUGAGAUGCAUGAUUGGAAGACUUUGUUGAAAAAUGACCAGCUGUGUAUAGAGAAGCGGCAAGGUCGAGUUUUUACAGGAUGGAGUGAAGGGAAAAUAUAUUUUCCUCCCACAUAUAAGUAUUCAAACAAUUCCGACAGUUAUGCAGGUGAUGACAGACGCUCGAAACAAAAGAGAAGAACUCCAGCAUGGUGUGAUCGUAUCUUGUGGUAUGGAAGUGGCUUACAACAAUUAUCUUACGUUCGUGGCGAGUCGAGAUUCUCUGAUCAUAGGCCAGUUUGUAGCAUAUUCUUGGCAAAAGUUGAGUCUAUUAACAGUAACCAAGUAAAGAAAGGCUCUAUUUGUUCGAAUUCCAGAAUUGAAGUAGAAGAGUUAUUACCGCAUUCACGUUCACACGGUUAUGGCUACACCGACUUCCAUUUCUAUUGAUGUAUAAUACACACAUGUAAAUUUAAUUCUCUUUCUCUGAGUUCAACUCGACUAAAUGACGGAACUUCAACUGAAACAUCAAACUGUUUUGUUACACAAGAUAGGCAAUGCUAUGAGGAAUGCUAGCCGCAAUGGUGACCAAGACAUUUCUGAUAUCCUCGAAGACCCUACGAAGCUGCAGAGUUUAUCGAUUGUCAACACCUAUUGAGUAUAUGAAUAUCUGCAGCUCACAAUCUGAUUAAAAGGCGGGAGAAGGCUAUGUGAUUCGAUUCAAAGAAAAUUGCAUCAGAAUUCUUUAUAAUGAGAUAA